This is a messenger RNA of Penicillium soppii, 1005 nucleotides long. RefSeq names its product NUDIX hydrolase. NCBI's taxonomy places the organism in Eukaryota, Fungi, Ascomycota, Eurotiomycetes, Eurotiales, Aspergillaceae. Gene Ontology annotation, biological process: coenzyme A catabolic process. The coding region runs from base 1 to 1005 and encodes 334 amino acids. The record is from RefSeq and is a predicted model, not a curated record. Gene Ontology annotation, molecular function: acetyl-CoA hydrolase activity; coenzyme A diphosphatase activity. The transcript is spliced from 5 exons.
AUGCGGAAAAAGCUGCUUCCAGCAAUUCGCCGGUUUAGCAAUAUCCCACAGAAGUGCAAUCAACACUUCGAACCCAAACAAUUCAGCCUCAAUAGGGACAUCAACCCUCCCAAGCCCAAGCCCCGAACCUCCGAGAUAAUGGCGCCCCUAAAUCACGCCUCCCAGGAAGCAAUCACCAGACUCCGAAAUUACAUCCCCCCGCCAACAACAUAUGACUCGCUCCCGCUUAGCAGGCGAGCGGCAGUGCUCAUACUCCUAUAUGCGGACGCCAAGGGGGAUCUCAGGGUGGUUGUUACGAUACGGGCUAAGACACUCAGUUCGUACGCAGGAGACGCUGCUUUGCCUGGAGGCCGAGCAGAUACAGAAGAAGAAACGGCCUUCCAAACCGCGCGCCGCGAAGCAAGCGAGGAGAUCGGUCUCCCCGAUAGCAAUGCGAAAUUCCCACCCCCCUUCAGCGUGGAGCACCUCUGCGAGCUCCCGGCAAAUCUUGCCAAAACGGAGCUGGUAGUGCGUCCCUGCGUUGCGCUCCUGCACGGCUAUGAUCCGCAGUCGGGGCUGAACGCUGAUCCUGAGGUGUCACUCAUUCCAACCCUAGACGCUAGAGAGGUUGCGGCUGUUUUCACUGCACCAUUAAUGGGGUUCUUGAAAAGGAACCUAGAUGGGGAUGAGUGGUAUCGCGGAGCUUGGAGUUUGUGGCAUAAUGAGAAUUGGCGAAUGCAUCAAUUCUUUGUUCGAAAUACAAGGAAUGAGAAGAAUUCCGCGUUGAAGGAUGGGCAUAACAAGAAAGAAGAGGAAGUAUAUCGAAUCUUUGGCAUGACAGCACGGAUUAUCGUCGACGCAGCAAGAGUUGCAUAUGCACAGGAACCCGAAUUCGAGCAUAAUAGUCACUUUGGAGAUGAGGAGAUGAUCGCCAAGCUUCGACGGUUAGGCCGAUUGAGUGCCGUUCGUAAAGGCUCGGAUCAAUUGACCCGCCAGACAAUGGAGAAGGCAGCUAAAUUGAGUUAG